UGGCCCCGGGAUGCGCGAGCCCCCGCCCCCGGGGGCGCGGGGCUGUCAAUCACGGGGCGCGGCCGCCAAUCAGGGCGCGGGCGGCCGGGAUUUUGGCAGGUCCAGAUGGAGCGGGACAGAAAAGCGCGCGCCGCCGGGGCCCGCCGCGCACCCGCGCUCCCGCGCCGGGGCCGCCAGCAGCCGCGGGCCAUGCCCCGGAGCCGGCCACUGCCCCGGAGCCGGCCACUGCCCCCGAGCCUGCCCCGGCCCCGGUCCCGGCCCCGCCGGGCCCGCAGCGGGCACCCCGCUCCCGCCGCCCCCGCUCCCGCCCCCGCCCCCGCGCGGGGCCGCCCGCCGCCGCCCCCCGCCGCCCCCCGCCGCCCCCCGGCCAUGCCCGCGCCCCGCCGGCUCUGAGCGCGGCCGGGCGAUGGAGGCGGCGGCGCUGGCGCGGGAGGGCGGCGGCCAGGGCCCCCCGCCCCACGAGCCCAUCAGCUUCGGCAUCGACCAGAUCCUCGGCGGCCCCGAGCCCGCCGGCGGCGGAGCGGGGCCGGCCCGGGCGGCGGGGGAGCCCGACUACGGGCUCUACGGCGGCGGCUACGGCCCCGCCUGCUCGCUCGGCUCCUACAACCUCAAUAUGAGCAUGAACGUGAGCGUCAACGUGACCCCCGCACCCGCCGCGCCGCCCGCCGGGGUCAUCCGCGUCCCGGCGCACCGGCCCGCGCCCGCCGCGCCGCCCGCCGCGCCGCCGCCGGUGCCGGGGCUCUCGGGGCUCACCUUCCCCUGGAUGGAGACGACGCGCCGCAUCGCCAAGGACCGGCUCUCAGCUGCGCUGUCACCCUUCGCGGCGACCCGGCGGAUCGGGCACCCCUACCAGAACCGCACGCCGCCCAAGCGGAAGAAGCCACGCACCUCCUUCAGCCGGGUGCAGAUCUGCGAGCUGGAGAAGCGCUUCCACCGCCAGAAGUACCUGGCGUCGGCCGAGCGUGCCACCCUGGCCAAGGCCCUCAAGAUGACGGAUGCCCAGGUCAAGACCUGGUUCCAGAACCGCCGCACCAAGUGGAGGAGGCAGACGGCGGAGGAGCGCGAGGCGGAGCGCCAGCAAGCCAACCGCCUGAUGCUGCACCUGCAGCAGGAGGCCUUCCAGAAGAGCCUGAGCCAGCCGCUGCCCCAGGACCCGCUCUGCAUGCACAACUCCUCCCUCUACGCCCUGCAGAACCUGCAGCCCUGGGCUGAGGACAACAAGGUGACGUCCGUCUCAGGGGUGGCCUCCGUGGUGUGAGGUCCCCGGGGAG
Phalacrocorax carbo (great cormorant) is the source of this 1271-nucleotide messenger RNA. NCBI's taxonomy places the organism in Eukaryota, Metazoa, Chordata, Aves, Suliformes, Phalacrocoracidae. The record is from RefSeq and is a predicted model, not a curated record.